AUGGAAGAGAAAGGUUACACUUUAGAUGGCACAGUGGAUCUUAGUGGACUUCCUGUGCUUUCUUCUACAACUGGGAAACGGAAAGCUUGCAAUUUCAUUCUUGCUUACCAAACAUUUGAAAGAUUUGCAUACUUUGGGGUGAGCGCGAAUUUGGUGAUUUAUAUGACAUCUGAGCUGCACAAAGACUUGGUAUCAUCGGUAACGAGUGUGAAUAACUGGUCAGGCACAGCAUGGAUAACUCCAGUACUUGGUGCUUACAUAGCAGAUUCUUAUUUGGGUCGUUUUUGGACUAUCACUUUUGCCUUGCUCAUAUAUGCCACAGGAAUAGGGCUGCUGGUUCUUACAACAUCACUGAAGUGCUUCAAACCAACGUGUACAAAUGAAAUUUGCAAAGAAGCAUCCACCAUACGACUAACACUAUUCUAUCUAUCAAUAUACACCUUAGCCUUAGGCAGUGGAGUACUGAAGCCCAACAUGUCAACUUUUGGUGCUGAUCAAUUUGAUGACUUCAAACCAAAGGAAAAAGUGCUAAAAGUCUCAUUCUUCAACUGGUGGUCGUUUAACACUGCAUGUGGCACUUUAGCUGCCACAGUGUUUGUGGUGUACAUUCAAGAGAGAUUUGGAUGGGGAUUGGGGUAUGGCAUAUCAGCAAUUGGUUUUCUACUUGGCACUGUUGUCUUCAUUAUGGGCGUCCCAUUAUAUAGGCACAAAUCCAUAAAGGGUAAGAGCCAUGCAAAGGAGUUUUUCAGAGUCCCGGUUGUUGCUUUCAGAAAUAGAAAGUUGCAUCUUCCUACUAACCCUUCGGAGCUGCAUGAGUUCGCGUUGGAACACUACAUUCAAAGUGGAAAACGACAAAUUUAUCACACUCCUCGUUUCAGGUUCUUAGACAAGGCUGCAAUAGAGGCAAGCAGAACAGAUGCAUCAAAUCCCCCAUGCACAGUGACUCAAGUAGAGACAAACAAGGUUAUCUUAGGGAUGCUUGGGAUAUGGCUACUAGUCAUAGUUCCAAGCAACUUCUGGGCGGUGGAAGUGACAGUGUUUGUGAAGCAAGGCACAACAAUGGAAAGGAACCUUGGUCCCAACUUCAGAAUACCAGCAGCAUCCCUAUGGAGUUUUGUAGUGGUCACCAUCCUCAUUUGUCUGCCCGUUUACGACCGUUACUUUGUACCUUUCAUGCGUCGAAGAACCGGGCAUCACAGAGGCAUCAAAAUGCUUCAUAGAAUUGCCGUAGGAUUUUCCAUCCAAGUCAUGUCUGCAGCAGUCAUGUAUAGUGUAGAAAUUCGGAGAAUGGAAGUCAUAAGGGAGAAACACAUAACUGGGGCAGAAGAAGUAGUUCCUAUGAGCAUAUUCUGGCUCUUGCCUCAACAUGUUCUACUGGGUCUUGCAAAUACUUUCCUCAUGGCUGGAUUGCUAGAAUUCUUCUAUGAUCAAUCCCCAGAAGACAUGAAAGUCCUUGGCACAGCCUUCUACACUAGCACCAUAGCUGCUGGGAAAUACUCUAACAGCCUCCUGGUUUCUAUGAUUGAUAAAUUUUCAUGGAAGUACAGUGGUAAGAGCUGGAUAGGCAACAACUUGAAUGACAGCCACCUGGAUUACUAUUAUGCUAUUCUUUUUGUGAUAUCUGCCCUUAAUCUAGGGGUCUUUCUCUGGGCACAAAGGGGUUACAUUUACAAGAAAGAAAAUGCAACUGAGGUGAAUAGCAUUGAGAUUUUGAGAGCAGAAGAGACAGAUCACAGGUAG
Molecule: messenger RNA, 1740 nt
Organism: Sphenostylis stenocarpa
Lineage: Eukaryota; Viridiplantae; Streptophyta; Magnoliopsida; Fabales; Fabaceae
Source: the annotation of a GenBank genome assembly